CUGGAGAGACUACUGAGGUCUCGGCAGAAUCACCUCCUUCGUGACUGGUACUGAGUUCGGGCGUAUUCAAGCUCGCGAUCUUCGAGACAUGUACGCUAGCGUCGAUGACAUUGACCUGUACAGUGGAGGUAUUGCUGAAGCUCCUUUUUCGGGAGCAGCAGUAGGAAUUACUUACAUCUGUCUGACCGGAGAACAAUUCAAGAAACUGAGGGAUGGGGACAGGUUCUGGUUUGAAUCUACAGACUCCGACACUGGCUUCACGUCCGAUCAAAUAACGCAGUUAAAAAGGGCGUCUUUAGCUCGCAUCAUCUGUAACAAUGCCGACAAUAUCAGCACUAUCCAGCGUCAGGCCUUCAUCAACGCUAACGUGGGAACUAAUAACUAGGUGGACAACUGCUCUGAGCUGAAUGAAGUGCGACUUCGGAGAUGGAGAGAAUAUUGAACUGAGGAUUCCUAUGACCUUACAACACUGUGUCAGCUCUGUCAAUAAAAUAUCAACU
Messenger RNA from Haliotis rubra (blacklip abalone), 500 nucleotides. RefSeq names its product peroxidase-like. Gene Ontology annotation, molecular function: heme binding; peroxidase activity. The coding region runs from base 89 to 385 and encodes 98 amino acids. Gene Ontology annotation, biological process: response to oxidative stress. The record is from RefSeq and is a predicted model, not a curated record. The transcript has 4 exons. Lineage: Eukaryota; Metazoa; Mollusca; Gastropoda; Lepetellida; Haliotidae.